AUGUUAACCUUGCACCCCAAUUCAAAUCAGGAUGUGGUCGAUCAAUCUCUGCCUGUAAAUUUCCAGGAUUUCAUAAAAUCUGAGUUCCAUGAUAUGAAACAGGAUCUCACCAGUAUCUCGAAAGAUAUCACAUCAUUAAGGCAAGAACUACAGGACAUAAGAAUUGCUAUGGGUUUUAUUAACGAUGAACACAAUAAGAUUAAUGAAAAAAUUGCGAAAAUGGAAUCAAAGUUUAAAGCUUUUGAUGCCUUGGUGACAACUGUGGAGCACUUGAGGACGGUUAAUGAGAAACUGGAGGCAGACUGUAACGCUAAAGACCAAUGGGCAAGGCGGUCCAACAUCGAAAUCUGCGGAAUUCCUGAAAAGAAAGGCGAGAACCUUCUCCGCAUUACUGAGGAAAUUGCAAAAAAAGCUGGAUUUGAUCUGAAAAUGACAGAAAUUGAUUUUGUUACGCGAGUUUCCUCCACUAAUAAAGUCAAUAAACCUAAGCCUAUAGUUGUCCGUUUGCAGUCUCGCUAUAGAAAAGAUGACUUUUUAGCCUGUCUGAGAAAAUUAAAAGUUAUUUGCCAGGACCUCGGCUUUGCUAAAAAUGAGUCUCGGAUUUAUUUUAAUGAUCAUUUGACAAAAUUUAAUAAAAUGCUUUUACAACGUGCUAAAGUUUUGGCUAAGGAGCGCACUUAUAAAUAUGUUUGGGUUAGAAACUGUACAAUUAUGGUCAGACAGAACGACACCAGUCCUGUUAUUCACAUUGCGAAUGUUGAUGAUUUAAAAAAGAUCAAAUAG
This is a messenger RNA of Melitaea cinxia (Glanville fritillary), 783 nucleotides long. RefSeq lists its product as uncharacterized. NCBI's taxonomy places the organism in Eukaryota, Metazoa, Arthropoda, Insecta, Lepidoptera, Nymphalidae. Bases 1 to 783 code for a protein of 260 amino acids. The transcript has a single exon. The record is from RefSeq and is a predicted model, not a curated record.